Messenger RNA from Pectinophora gossypiella (pink bollworm), 2237 nucleotides. RefSeq lists its product as uncharacterized. The transcript is spliced from 4 exons. The record is from RefSeq and is a predicted model, not a curated record. NCBI's taxonomy places the organism in Eukaryota, Metazoa, Arthropoda, Insecta, Lepidoptera, Gelechiidae. Bases 522 to 2024 code for a protein of 500 amino acids.
UACAAUCAUUCUGCCUUACCAAUUUCUCAUAAGUUUUUUAAUCUUAGUGCACUUAGUUCGAAACACAGUCAAUAACCUUCAAUCUCAGUAGAUCCAUUCUCCAGAUCCAUCAUAGAUCUAGUGUGAAUUUUUUUUCUUAGUAUAUCUAUUUUAUGUUAAACUUGAUCUAAUGAUAAAUUAAUUGACCAUGUAAACUUUAUAUUUACUAAGGUAUGCAUGUAUGCAUGCUAGAUUGAAAUCAUCUAUCUUACGUGCUUUAGAUUUUUUCAUACAAAUGCUUUUUCCCAAUAACUCCCGUUUCCGAUAUCCUGUUGCAACUAAGCUUUAAGUUUACAAAGGUACCUGCAUGCCGUUUAGGCUGUUCGUUAAUAUGUCAGCUAGUUAGUCAGUCAGUUUCUCCUUUUAUAUAUUUAGAUAACCUUUUAUUUCAGAUUAUAGGAAAUACAAAGUUACCAUUAUUUGGCCGGAAGAUUCUCAAGCCAAAAUUACAAAAACUUACAGCGGUUUCAAGAAAGAUAAUUAUGGAAGCUGAUCAUAAUUCAAUGAGAGAGGAUCUCAAAAAUGGCCCAUCUCAUGUAUUUGGCUGCCACCAAGAUUGUAAGGCAUAUUAUUGUCGAUUCUGCCAGAACAGUGAUGAAAAAGACACAAAUUCUUUAGACGACCUUAAAACUAAGGCACCUGCAGUUUGGGCCCACAUUUGUGCAGCAAACGAGGCAGUCAUGUCAAAAUGCCAUCGACUAUCAAACAACACAACAAAUGUUGUUGAAAAUUUCAUGAGUGUUGUCAGCAAAUUUGUCUGCGGGAAAAGAUUGAGUCUGUACAAGGGUGGCUCAUAUCAGCGAAGAGUAUAUAUUGCUGGUAAGAAUAUGUUAUGUAAUUAUUGCAUUUGUUCAAUUCAUUUUCUAUAUUAUUCACAGUAUAUAUAUUUAUUUAUAUACAUACAUACUUUAUCCACACACAAUAUUUUUUAUACUCACAUAAUAUUAUACGCCUUCAAGGCACUAUGGGAUAAAAGACUUAGAAAAUUUUUAAGGAUAUUUUUUAUAACAGGUCUCUCGCACUCUCGUGGUCAGAAAUGGCACACAAAUGCUUGGAAGAAACAUAUAAGAAGUAGCCCUGGACAAACUUUUAAAAAGUACAUUGCCCAGUCGGAAAAGUCCAAGGAAAGGCGCAAAAAAUACAUUCGCAGGCGACUUUUUGCGCCUAAACCCAAAACUGACCACAAUUAUGGUCCAAACGCCAAAGAUGUAGAUGAGUCAGUUUUAGGGAAAGAUCUAAAGGAAGCGUGUCUUCUAAAACUGAAAGACUUCGAAACGACAAUAGAUCAAAUAAAAUAUAUUGAAAGUGCAACAAUUGGACAACACGAUAAUGAUGUCUACACUACAUAUAGAUGCGACAGGCUUACCGCUAGUCAGUUCGGAAUGAUAUGCAAGCGAAAAUCUACAACACCAUGCCAUAACCAAGUGGAGAGUGUUUUAUAUAAAAACAAUAUCUUGACCAAUGACAUGGCCUACGGCCAAAACCAUGAAUCAGUGGCCAGAACCUUGUUCAUAGAAAAAAUGAACAAAGCCGUACGGCCUGCUGGGUUAUAUAUUGAUGAAGAAUUUGGUUUUCUUGGAGCUAGCCCAGAUGGAGUAAUAGAAGAAGAAAAUUCUAUUUUGGAAAUAAAAUGUUUUCCUUCAUUGGCUCGCAACAAUCAAGACAUUUUUUCUGCGGCCAAAGAUCGUAAAAACUUUCCCCUUUUGGUUGAUGACACUGGUGCAUUACAAAUAAAUAAAAAACACAACUAUUACUAUCAGAUCCAGGGUCAACUGCGGGUUUCAAAAAUGAUGAAAUGUUACUUCAUUGGCUAUGUUUCUCCAAGUUUUGACAUCACAGUGUUGGAAGUACAGCGUGACGAAAAUUUCAUUAAAAAUAUGAUGCCAAAAUUAGUAACAUUUUAUAAAAAUUGUAUUUUGCCAGAGGUAGUACUUCGAAGAGUAACAAAAAAACAAAAAUGUAUUGAUAUUUCAAUUAUGUGGUAGCAAUUAUUUUAUUACUACUUUGUGAACAAGCGCGCUGUUUGCUUUGCAUUGUAUAAAGUAGUGACAAUCAGAAAGAGAUAAAUAUUAUAUCCUAAUCUGAAUAAACGAAAUCUGAAUCUUACUUCAAAUAUCAAUAAUUUUCGUUAGCCUGUUUGAUAUUGCCGUUUGUAAAUAAAUAACAUAAAAUAACAAUAUAACUUACUGCAAACUUAA